AUUUGAAUAAAAAAUCACAAAUUGUAUUAAAAAAUGGCACAGCGCAAGGUGGUGUUAAGCCAGCCCAUGUUAAGAUGUGAACUUCUUAGGGGUUUAACCAUGUAGAGAUGGCUUUUAAUUGCGGAUGUGGGGCCUCCUCUGAAACAUGAGGCAGAACAGGGUACCUAGUGCAGGAAGCUAUUAUGCAUUAGAGGUGAUAAUUAAACUGAGGGUUAUCUGUGAGACAGGUAUUACUCAAUUAGACCAGUGUACUGUGGAGAACAGGUCAAAUUUGCGCAUGUGUGUGAUGUUGUUUGUGAGUGAGUGUGUGUGUGUGCAGGUAUUGACUCAUCGUGAGCUCUGGCCGGGCUCAUCCUAUUUGCCAUGCAUGACAGUUCUCCGCAAAUCAGAUGAGAAGGGAUCAAUUGGAUGAGCAGAAAGAGCCCAAAACACAGAGUAAAAGAAAUGGAUCUAGCUACUGCCAUUGAAGAGACUACAGUAGCACUCAACCUCUUUCUCAACAACAAAUUCAGUGAGGCUAGAGCCAUAUUUGAACCAUGGUCUCAUGCAAGUAUCUACCAUGCCUUGGGCCACGGAACUAUCAGCUACCUCCAGGCUGUCAUGACCUUUGACCCCACAGACAUCCAGGAAGCUAUCAAAUGGAUCAAGAACUCCAUUGAGGUUGCCAACCGGUUCCGGAAGAAAACGAGUGUGAUGACGUCCAUGUCAAAAAUGAUGUGGAAGACCAACUAUAACACAUACACAGACGAAGAGGUACAUGCUGAGUUAUGCUAUGCUGAAUCUCUCCUGGAGCGUGCAAUCCUUUCUUUCAUCCAAGAUGACAACCUUAUCAAUUUCAUCAAAGGUGGACUGAAAAUAAGAAAUGGUUACCAUUCUUACAAAUCAUGUGUCCAGAUGUUUGAAAAUAGAACUUGGCCAUCAGCUAGAUCAAAGCAACAGUUUGAGAGCGGAGUCAAGUUUGGUAGUGGUACAUUUAAUCUGUGUAUAUCAAUGUUGCCAAAGAGGAUACUGAAAUUACUAGAGUUUGUAGGAUUCUCAGGAAACAGGAUAAAAGGGCUGACUGAUUUAGAAAGGGCUUCCAAACUUCCUUGUCUUAGGUCUCCUAUGUGUUCCAUGGUCAUCAUCAGUUACCAUUCAAUAGGAACUUAUGUAUUCGGUACUGCUGAUGGAGACAUUGAGCUUGCUAGACAAAUCUUAGAACCGUGUCUGAAGAACUAUCCCAAGGGAGUCAUCUUCUUAUUUUUGGCAGCGAGGAUAGAAGAGAUAUCAGGAAACCUGGAUGAAGCAAUAGAUAAGUUCCAGGAGUGCAUUGCCUCGCAGCAGGAAUGGAGGCAGUUUCAUCACUUGUGUUACUGGGAACUUAUGUGGUGCCACGCCUAUAAACUUGAUUGGCCAAUGGCUGCUCAAUAUGCUAAUAAGCUGUGUGAAGAAAGCAGGUGGUCUAAGGCUAUUUACCAUCACCAGCAGGCUAGCUUCUUAGCCAUGCAUCUACCACGUACCGACGCUUGUAUACAGAACAUCAAUGACAUCUACGCCAAGGUACCAGAACUUAAACAACGUAUUGCAGGCAAGUCUAUCCCCAUGGAGAAGUUUGCGGUUAACAAGGCCAAGAAACAUCUCAUCCAUGGCACUGAAAAUUCACUCGUAGGGCUGGAGUUGAUCUAUAUCUGGAAUGGGUUUUCCAUUCUUGCCAAGAAGAAAGAGCUUUUAGAACCAGUACUACUCUUAACAGAGGCAACACUUCAACAGCUUAAGAAGACGAAAGGUUCUGCGAGUAGAAGUAGUGGCUGUUACUGGGAUGAUUAUAGUUUAGCCAUGCUCCUGAAAGGAAUCACCCUCAGAUAUCUGUCAAGACCUUCUCAAGCAGAACUGUGCUUUCAAGAAGUCAUUUCUAAUGAAAGAGAUCUUCAUUAUGAUCAUUACCUGGUACCGUAUGCAACCCUUGAACUUGGCUUACUCUAUCUACAGUAUGAUAGAUUGCAGGAAGCGAAGACGUUCCUUACACAAUGCAGGCAUCACAACAAGAAAUACAUGUUAGAGAACAGACUUCACUUCAAGAUGCAUGCUGCCCUGGACAACCUCAAGACCAAGAUGACACAGUCAUCGGAGAUCCCGGCCCAGGACUCGCUCAACCUUGAAGGAGAGGAUGAAGAGAGGACUGGACCAGAAGAAGAUGGACUAGAAAUGAGCAUAGCAUCUGAAGCAUCCCAGGACUCACUUGACAAGGAUGGGCCGAUAGAUGGGCCAGGAACCAACCUCAAGAACAAAGACCAGGAUUCUCUUACAGGAGAUGGAUCAGUAGAUGGACCAAUGAACAAAGUGGGACCAACAGAAGAUGAGAUAGCAAGGACUAAUGACAAAGAAGACCAGGACUUGUCUUCUGGUCCUAGAUAGUCCUAAACAUCAUCAAAUACCCUGUGGUGAAGUGCAGCACAAGGCAAAAUAUAAAAACCGAUAUUGAGACUUGUGUGCAAAAAUCAAGCAGGCAUUCUUUAUGUACAGUACUCAAGCAUGUUGUUCAUCACAUCCUUCUUGAUUAUUGUGUAAUAAUGCAUGUAUGUAAUAUGCAUCUCAAAGUUAUCCCAAUAAACUGACCUGAAAGUGUCAAUAAUGCCAAAGUGAAGGUACUUCGGAGAUGCCUUUUAUUAGUUCAGCUGUAUGCAUGUCUGUCCCAGACAUAAAUAAUAACAUCUGAUUGAUGAACAUCUGUUAAAACCCUUAGACAAACACAGGUUUCUUUUAGUAUUCAGCACAUACUUGCAACCCAGUGUCUUUAAUAGUGUUAUCCUUCAUGCUUUAGGAAACGGUGCUAAUUCAUUUUUUUUUCAAAGGAUAAGUCCACAAUUUAAUAAGUAUUAAACUUAGAUUUAAUCAAAUUCAGAUGUAGAAUGAGAAAAUAAUGUCAUUUAAUUUUUUUUAAUAAAUAUCAAUUCGCAUAACGUAGUUUGUAAAUGAGAGAGCCGAUGAUAUCACACAAAUUUCUAUUUCUUUAGAUGGAAGCAUCAUGGUCUAAUAGUUCUGACUCUUGCCUUUCAAUCUAAAGGCGACUGCACACCUUACGAUUGGUCUGCGACCAGAUUUCAGAAUA
Messenger RNA from Lytechinus variegatus (green sea urchin), 3088 nucleotides. Its product is annotated as tetratricopeptide repeat protein 39B-like. NCBI's taxonomy places the organism in Eukaryota, Metazoa, Echinodermata, Echinoidea, Temnopleuroida, Toxopneustidae. The transcript is spliced from 15 exons. Bases 409 to 2394 code for a protein of 661 amino acids. The record is from RefSeq and is a predicted model, not a curated record. Gene Ontology annotation, molecular function: protein binding.